CCUAGACGGCGUCGUUUUCCUGCUGCAACGUCGGUUUUUUUUUUUUUUUUGACUCUUUUUUUCUCUCAAAUUUUUAAUUAAUUUUAGAUCUCGUCCCCCCUUUGCUUUGUUUCGAAUUCAAUGUUCGAAGAAAAUUCGUGAUUUUUUUUUAAUUGAUUGUACGAUUUGUGGAAGAAGAUGAUAGAAUCGAGUUAUGUGAAGAAGGCUAUGGCAUUUGAAAAGGAAAUGAGGAGUUUUGCUUGCUCUUCCAUUUGUGUUUGUUUUAGAGAACUUCAUCAGUAAAAUGGACCUCUAUGUGACCAGUCCUGGGCCAAUUGACCAAUCUGUACUUUAUGAUCAAGAUAAGCACGUGUCAUCAGCAGUGUGGGAGGGGCAGGAGCGUGGUGCCCUUAGAUGUCAUGAACACACUUCAAAACUUGAUCAAUGGGCACUCACUCAAAAACAGCUGGAGCUAGUACAUAAGGCUGGAUUUGGGUACUUAAGAUUGAUCCCUGCUAUUAGUUUGGACAAUCCACUCAUCUCUGCACUAGUUGAGAGGUGGAGGAGAGAAACUAAUACAUUUCACUUGAAUGUUGGAGAAAUGACGGUAACCCUUGAAGAUGUUGCAUACUUGCUUGGACUAGCAAUUGAUGGAGAACCUGUUAUGGGUGUAACCUAUACCAUGUGUGACACAAUAUGUGAAAAACUUUUAGGAAAAGCACCAGACUCUGGUUCUACUAGUGGGGGAAUGGUGAAGUUAAGUUGGUUAAAAGAGUCCUUUUCUCAGUGUCCUGAAGAUGCACCAAUGGAAGAGAUAGAGCGCCGUACACGGGCUUACCUGCUUUAUCUUGUUGGUAGUACGAUUUUUUCCACGACCACUGGCAAUAAAGUCCCUGUCAUGUACCUUCCAUUGUUUGAGAAUUUUGACCAAGCUAGUAAUUAUGCCUGGGGUGCAGCAGCAUUGUCAUUCUUGUAUAGAGCACUUGGCAAUGCCUCUCUGAAAUCUCAAAGUACUGUUAGCGGCUGUUUAACACUACUACAGUGUUGGAGUUACUAUCAUCUGGAUAUUGGUCGGCCAAGGCUCAAUCAAGAUUCAAUCCAUGUUUCUUUUCCACUUGUACUUAAAUGGAAAGGAAAACAAAGUGGUCCAACGGCAAACCGUGAUUUAAUCUUCUAUCGCAAGGCAUUGGACUCCCUCAAGUCAAGUGAUGUUGAGUGGCUUCCUUUUAUGAACAUCGACAGUAGAAUUAUACCAGAAGAUAUCAAGAGUAGUUUGAUUGUAGGGAGAUCAAAAACAAUGUUGAUAUGUUUUGACAAGGCAGAAAGACACCUCCCUGAUCGUUGCUUAAGGCAAUAUGGCUUGCGCCAGUCAAUCCCAGAAGAAGUGCAGCGGUGGGAAAGAAAGAGUCGUGGAGUUGAUGGUGGGGUAGACUUGUCAGGGAAAAUGGAACUAGAGCUUAAUGAAUGGUUGGACCGUCAACUCAAUAUUGUGGAAGAUGAUGGGGGUGUAGAAGAAAGUGAAUACAUGCAGUGGUACAUGAAAAUUACGCGUAGAUUUGUAGGAAGGCUUAUACCUUUAUCAUCAGAAUUUCAGAGAAUGCAUGCUGCAUUGAGGGAUAUUGCACACUUGGCUGAUACAGUCUCCACACAAGGGAUGGAUUCUCAGCAAACAGAAUCAGUGACGAGGAUCAGGUACAUUGUGCAUGAAUGUCUAAGGGAUCAAGUUGGAACUUCAAUGCUAGCGCCGAGCAUCCCACAGGUUGAACAUGGGAAAAGGAUAAGGGGAAAGGAAAUGAUAAGAAGGAAGAGUAAUGGGAAACGUAGGCGGAAGGAUGAUCCAGUUCAGUGUCAUGCAGCUAGCGAAGGUGAUCAAUCACAGCUGUGUAGUGCAGCUGGUGAGAUUGAUUAUUCCCAGCUAUGUCUCACAGAUGCUGAGGUUGAUGAUUUGCAGCUAUGUCAUGCAGGUGGUGAUGGUGUUGAUGCACAGCUGCACACAACUAUUGAGGUUGAUGGCACUCUGCUCUGUCAUCCAACUGAUGAGAUUGAUGAUACGGAGACUUGUAUUGCAGUUACUGGGGUUGAUGACUCUCAGGUUUGUCAUGCCAUUAUCAAGGGUGAAGCACAAGCUGUUCCACAGUCAUCUCUUAGAACUAGUGAGGAUGUUGGGCAACAUAAUGACUGUAGCAUUGUAGUUUAAGAAUAUUUAGCAUGUGGCCACUGGGGUUACAUUAUUUCACAAUCACUCAGCGAGGCGCUUAUAUUAUUCUAUUUUUAGUCUCUGCAUUUGUGUUGUAGGCCUUGCACUGCCAUACAGAGCUAUUGAUUUUAAAUUCUUCCUUGUUUUUUUCUUGAUUUUUUAGCUUUGAAAUGCAGCCCGGCAUCACCUGUGCGUGCUCUGUGGCUGAAACAACCAGGAUUUGAAUUAGAACAGAUCAAGUCUUGUUCUCUAGUUUAUUGUGUAAUCAUGUACUGUUUGAUGCUACAGAAGGAUUUGGUCUCCUAA
Molecule: messenger RNA, 2482 nt
Organism: Vitis riparia (riverbank grape)
Lineage: Eukaryota; Viridiplantae; Streptophyta; Magnoliopsida; Vitales; Vitaceae
Product: protein MAIN-LIKE 2-like
Exons: 6
Coding region: 284-2176 (630 amino acids)
Biological process (GO): meristem maintenance; meristem development
Source: RefSeq, a predicted model, not a curated record